AUGGAAACACUUAAGACCUCCAGGUUCAUCACUGAAGUGGCUCCGGCUAAGUUGAUAUCGGCGACGAAAGAACCAUUCAAGAACGUGCUGACCACAAUCUCCGAAGAAGAUUUUGAUUUCAAAGAGUUGGUGAGAGCCACUGCAGAGAGACUCUCAUCUUCUUGUCCAGAAUCCUCCUCUUCCUGGUCUCUUGCUCACUACACCAAGACCAACAAACUCACUUCUUAA
Arabis nemorensis is the source of this 228-nucleotide messenger RNA. NCBI's taxonomy places the organism in Eukaryota, Viridiplantae, Streptophyta, Magnoliopsida, Brassicales, Brassicaceae. The record is from the annotation of a GenBank genome assembly.